CUUGCCAUUAUAUUUCUGUGUAUUCUGUGAAUAAGUACAAAAAUAUUUCUAAAAAUGGGCGAUCCGGAAGCAUCAAUGGAUCAACCAGCAUACGCGUGCUUCUUCUGUGUAAUGGGCACCACCUCGGCCAUAGUCUUUACGGCGCUGGGUGCAGCCUAUGGAACAGCCAAGUCUGGCUUGGGAAUCGCAUCGAUGUCUGUGAAGCAUCCGGAACUCAUUAUGAAGGCCAUCAUACCAGUUGUUAUGGCAGGCAUUAUUGCCAUCUACGGCCUGGUGGUCUCUGUUCUGCUAGCCGGUUCUCUGUCUAAACUGUACAACAGCUACAGGGCCUUCCUCAAUCUGGGCGCUGGCAUAGCCGUUGGUCUUUCUGGGAUGGCUUCCGGCUUUGCAAUUGGAAUUGUGGGCGACGCCGGUGUGCGGGCUGCUGCGCUGCAACCAAAGCUAUUUGUGGGAAUUGUCUUGAUAUUGAUCUUUGCCGAAGUACUCGGCCUUUACGGCCUCAUUGUGGCCAUCUAUCUGUUUACUAAGUAAAGAAACUUUUGAAUGUUAA
Molecule: messenger RNA, 550 nt
Organism: Drosophila montana
Lineage: Eukaryota; Metazoa; Arthropoda; Insecta; Diptera; Drosophilidae
Product: V-type proton ATPase 16 kDa proteolipid subunit c-like
Exons: 1
Coding region: 55-531 (158 amino acids)
Biological process (GO): proton transmembrane transport
Cellular component (GO): membrane; proton-transporting V-type ATPase, V0 domain
Molecular function (GO): proton-transporting ATPase activity, rotational mechanism
Source: RefSeq, a predicted model, not a curated record